Messenger RNA from Podarcis lilfordi (Lilford's wall lizard), 678 nucleotides. NCBI's taxonomy places the organism in Eukaryota, Metazoa, Chordata, Lepidosauria, Squamata, Lacertidae. The record is from the annotation of a GenBank genome assembly.
AUGGCUUUGUUGGUGCCUCCUGAAGACCUUAAGAUGAACGGGGACUUGGAAGAGACAUGGCCGCUCUUCAAGCAACGUUUCCUCCUCUACAUGAAAGCGACGGGCGCGGCGCAGUGGCCCAGCGACCAAAAAGUGGCCCUCUUCUUGACGGUGGCUGGGCCAGAGGCCUUGCAGGUCUACAACUCCUUCCAGCUGGACCCGGCGGAAGAAGAAGACUUUGAGGUGGUGCUGGCCCGCUUCGAAAGACACUGCGUGCCGCGCCGCAGCGAGGCCUACGAGCGCUUCCUCUUCCGCACCCGCUUCCAGGAGCCCCACGAGUCGCUGGAGGAUUUCCUGGCCGACCUGCAACGCAAGUGCCGUUUUUGCAACUUUGGGGCCCAGCGGGAGUCCCUGGUGCGGGAUCAAGUCGUGCUGGGUUGCCAAGACGGCCUGGCCAGGCAGCAGCUCCUCCAAGAGGACGGGCUCACCCUGGAAGGCGCCGUCCGGAUCUGCCGUUUGGCCGAGGAGGAGAAGAACAAGGAGGCUCAGACGGAGCUGAGGAUGGCUGAGAAACGCAGAGGCCAGGUUUCCAAAUGGAAGGUACGCCGUGUUCGGAGUUUGGGCAACAGGAUGGACAGCUGCUGGCAGCAGCAAUGCGACGACUGCCUCAGGAAGGAGACGUUCAAAACAUAUGUCUGA